GUCAAACAUUUGUUUAGGCAGUAGGGAGUUUCUGCUAGGGUCUGGAUUGGAGUUACACAGACCGGACCCUACGUGUAUGAGUGAGGACAAAACAGGAUUCCCCUAGCCUCAAAGAGUCUACAUGUCUAAUAUUUAGACAUGUUCAGCUUUGUGGAUAUCCGGUUAGGGCUGCUGCUCGCCGCAGUGGUCCUUGCAGUGAGAGGACAAGGAGAGGAUGACAUCUCAUUCGGUAGCUGUACAUUGGAGGGUCAGAAUUACAACGACAAGGAUGUAUGGAAACCCGAGCCCUGCCAAAUCUGCGUCUGCGACAGCGGGACGGUCAUGUGCGACGAGGUGAUCUGCGAGGAUACAUCAGACUGUGCCAAUCCAGAGAUUCCCGAUGGAGAAUGCUGCCCCAUCUGCCCCGACGAAGUUACUGCAGCUCCUGAGCCUCCAUAUGUUGAUACCGUGGGUCCUGCUGGCCCAAGAGGAGACCCAGGUCCUGUUGGGCCUCCUGGCAGAGAUGGUACUCCCGGAGAGAAUGGACUCCCUGGCCCUCCUGGUCCUCCUGGGACCUCUGGCCUUGGCGGCGGAUCUUUCCUUUCCCAGAUGGCUUAUGGCAGUGAGAAGUCCAGCGGUCCUCCUCAACCCGGACCACCAGGCCCCAUGGGUCCCCGUGGCCCCCCAGGACCUGCAGGUUCACCUGGCCCUCAGGGAUUCACUGGCCCCCCAGGCGAGCCUGGUGAGCCUGGUGCUCCUGGUCCAAUGGGUUCUCGUGGUCCUCCCGGCCCUCCUGGAAAGAACGGAGAAGAUGGUGAAGCUGGCAAAGCAGGCCGUCCCGGUGAGCGUGGAGCAGCUGGGCCUCAGGGUGCUCGUGGAUUCCCAGGAACCCCUGGACUCCCUGGCAUCAAGGGACACAGAGGAUUCCCUGGUCUAGAUGGAGCUAAGGGAGACGCUGGCAUUGCUGGACCUAAGGGAGAAGCUGGUUCUCCUGGCGAGGCUGGAACUCCUGGAGCCAUGGGUGCUCGUGGUUUGCCCGGUGAGAGAGGUCGUCCUGGUCCUCCCGGUCCUUCUGGUGCACGUGGUAAUGAUGGUAACACUGGCGCUGCCGGACCUCCCGGACCCACUGGCCCUGCUGGUCCUCCUGGUUUCCCUGGUGGUGCUGGUGCUAAGGGAGAAACUGGUGCUGCUGGAGGUCGUGGUUCAGAGGGACCUCAGGGACCCCGUGGUGAGCCUGGUAACCCUGGACCUGCUGGUGCUGCCGGCCCUGCUGGAGGACCUGGUUCUGAUGGCACUCCUGGUGGCAAAGGAUCUCCUGGUGCUGCUGGUAUUGCUGGUGCUCCUGGUUUCCCUGGUGCUCGUGGACCACCAGGACCCGCUGGACCUAAUGGAGCUCCAGGCCCCAAAGGAAACAAUGGAGAUCCUGGUCUCCAAGGCCCUAAGGGAGAUGCUGGUCCUAAGGGAGAGCCUGGUCCAGUUGGACCCCAAGGUCUCGCCGGAAACGCUGGUGAGGAAGGAAAGAGAGGAGCUCGUGGUGAGCCUGGUGCUGCUGGACCUGUCGGACCUCCUGGAGCCCGUGGUGCACCUGGCAACCGUGGUCUUCCUGGUAGUGAUGGCGCACCUGGACCUUUGGGUGCCCCUGGCGAGCGUGGAGCCAACGGACCAAUGGGAGCUCAAGGAGCCUCCGGAGAGUCUGGUCGCCCAGGAGAGCCAGGUCUGCCUGGAUCUAAGGGUAUGACUGGUGCCCCUGGAAGCCCUGGACCUGAUGGCAAAGCUGGACCUUCUGGUGCACCUGGACAAGAUGGUCGCCCUGGACCCCCAGGACCUGCCGGAUCUCGUGGUGCUCCUGGAGUUAUGGGAUUCCCUGGGCCCAAAGGAACCGAUGGUGAGAGUGGUAAACCUGGUGAGAGAGGACUUGCUGGACCUACUGGCCCUCUGGGAGCUCCUGGUAAGGAUGGUGAUAUCGGUAGUCCUGGUGCUCCUGGACCUGCUGGACCUGCUGGAGAGAAAGGAGAACAGGGAUCUGCUGGUCCUUCUGGAUUCCAGGGUCUUCCAGGUGCACAGGGUGCUACCGGUGAGACUGGCAAACCCGGUGAACAGGGUCUUCCUGGUGAAGCUGGUCCUUCUGGUCCUUCUGGUCCCAGAGGUGACCGAGGUUUCCCUGGUGAGCGUGGGGCCCCUGGACCUGGUGGCCCAACCGGCCCUCGUGGAGCCCCUGGAUCCCCUGGUAAUGAUGGUGCAAAGGGAGAGCCUGGUGCCGCUGGAGCCAACGGUGGUGUCGGACCCGCAGGGAUGCAGGGAAUGCCCGGAGAGCGCGGUGCUGGAGGAAUGCCCGGAGCCCGAGGAGACAGAGGUGAUGGUGGUCCUAAGGGUCCUGAUGGUGCUCCUGGCAAAGAUGGCGUGCGUGGCAUGACCGGCCCUAUUGGACCUCCUGGACCCAGUGGUGCUCCUGGUGAUAAGGGAGAGCCUGGUGCUGUUGGACCCCCAGGAUUGACUGGACCUCGUGGAGGCCCUGGUGAGCGCGGUGAAGUCGGUGCUCCUGGACCUGCUGGUUUUGCUGGACCUCCUGGUGGCAAUGGACAGCCUGGUGCUAAAGGAGAGACUGGAGACUCCGGACCCAAGGGUGACGCUGGAGCUCCUGGACCUGCUGGACCCGUUGGAGCUUCUGGACCACAGGGACCUGCUGGUGCUACUGGACCUAAAGGUGCUCGUGGUGGUGCUGGACCUCCUGGUGCUACUGGUUUCCCUGGUGCUGCUGGUAGAGUCGGACCUCCAGGCCCCUCAGGUGCUUCUGGACCGCCUGGACCUACUGGUCCUGCUGGUAAAGAGGGACAAAGAGGAGCCCGUGGUGAGAAGGGACCCGCUGGCCGUCCUGGAGAGGCUGGAGCUGCUGGACCCCCAGGACCCUCCGGAGAGAGGGGUAGCCCUGGUCCCGAUGGUCCUCUUGGUCUCGCUGGAGCUCCUGGACCCCCUGGUGUUAUUGGAUCUCGUGGUAUUGUUGGUCUUCCUGGACAGAGAGGAGAGAGAGGUUUCGGCGGCUUGGCAGGUCCUUCUGGAGAGCCAGGAAAGCAGGGACCCUCUGGGCCUGUUGGUGAACGUGGACCCCCUGGACCAAUGGGACCCCCUGGACUGAGUGGAGCCCCUGGUGAGGCUGGACGUGAGGGUAACCCUGGACAUGAUGGUGUUUCUGGCCGCGAUGGUCCUCCUGGACCAAAGGGAGACCGUGGUGAGUCUGGAAACAGUGGUCCUCCUGGUGCCCCUGGUGCUCCCGGAGCCCCUGGUCCUAUUGGUCCAUCUGGAAAGACUGGAGAUCGUGGAGAGGCUGGUCCUGCUGGUCCUGCUGGUCCUUCUGGUCCUGCUGGUGCUCGUGGAGCCCUGGGUCCCGCUGGUCCUCGUGGAGACAGAGGUGAGGCUGGAGAGGCUGGAGAGAGAGGCAUGAAGGGACACCGCGGUCUCUCUGGCAUGCCUGGAGUUCCUGGACCUCCUGGAACUUCCGGUGAACAAGGACCCGCCGGAGCCACUGGCCCUGCCGGACCUCGUGGACCAGCCGGCUCCAAUGGCUCUCCUGGUAAGGAUGGUAUGAAUGGCGUGCCUGGACCUGUUGGACCUCCUGGACCACGUGGUCGCUCUGGAGAAAUGGGACCUGCUGGUGCUCCUGGUCUUCCUGGACCCCCAGGCCCUCCAGGAUCAGCCGGUCCCGGUGAGCCCUUCCUGCCCAUGCCACAGCAGGAGAAGGGUCCCGAUCCUCUCCGUGGAGGCUACAGAGCCGAUGACGCCAGCGUUCGUGACCGCGACUCUGAGGUCGACACCAGUCUUAAAUCUCUGAGCCAGAAGAUCGAGAACAUCCGCAGCCCCGAAGGAACCCAGGCCAACCCCGCCCGCAUGUGCCGCGACCUCAGGAUGUGCCACCCAGAAUGGAAGAGCGGUUCCUACUGGGUGGAUCCCAACCAGGGCUCUCCUCUGGACGCCAUCAAGGUCUUCUGCAACAUGGAGACUGGCGAGACCUGCGUCAGCCCCUAUCACUCCGACAUUCCCAGGAAGAACUGGUACACCAGCAAGAACAUCAGAGAGAAGAAGCACGUCUGGUUCGGAGAGUCCAUGCCCAACGGCUUCCAGUUCCAGUAUGGUAGCGAUGGCUCUGAUCCAGAGGAUGUGAACAUCCAGCUGACCUUCAUGCGCCUGAUGUCCAACCAAGGCUCCCAGAACAUCACCUACCACUGCAAGAACAGCAUCGCCUACAUGGACGAGACCUCAGGCAACCUGAAGAAGGCUCUGCUCCUGCAGGGCUCCAACGACAUCGAGAUCAGAGCGGAGGGCAACAGCCGCUUCACAUACAGAGUCAGCGAGGACGGCUGCACGUCACACACUGGCACAUGGGGCAAGACAGUCAUUGACUAUAAGACAACGAAAACAUCUCGUCUGCCAAUCAUUGAUAUCGCUCCUAUGGACAUUGGUGCUCCCGAUCAGGAAUUCGGCGUAGAAGUUGGCCCAGUCUGCUUCUUGUAAUAAGAAAAAUCUGGACAUUGCUGUUUUUUUUCUAGCAGUCAUCUUCAAAUCUUUUCCUGUUCACGACAAAAUAAAAAUGAUGAUAAUAAUAACAAUAGUAAAGCCCGAACUCUUAUUCGGCUGCAAUCGGUCCAUGUGCUUAAACCAGAAUCCCUGAGGACGGUGCUAUGCUGUGAUUCUCAUCUCAAAACAACAAAACUGAGGACCACGACAUCAUUAUCAUGGACACUUAGCGAGAAUCCUUUGCGUCAACAAGAAAAUAAUAUAUAAUAUAAACGCCCCGAGGCCCCCCAGGAGUCCAAAGAAAAACUUGGAGACUUUCUUUGCCGUUUUUUUGACCACUGCGAAAGGACAAUGAAAAACAAGCAAAUGCUAAUGUACCAUUCUCUGGUGUUGAAUAAAUAUGACAAACGACAGCCGAGUGUCUUUGUUCCUUCAAAACAUCACACAGAUAGUCAAUGGUACGACGUCAUCUUGAUAUAAGGCUACCUCAGGACAAAAAAAAAGUGCGUUUUUGGGCGGGAAACGAGGGCUGUGUUUUCAUCCAAGCGAUUGAUAACAUAUAAAAAGGUGCUACUUACUUUCAAGGGUCCUGUCAGUGGUUUGUUUGUGUUUGAUGGGAAAGAACAAGCCUUUUUAUACUGUCGUUUACCCUUUCGGGACCUUUUUUUGGUGCUAAAUGUCGACAGAAUGUCUUGAUGUCAAUGUGAUUGCUCAAAGUGUCAGCAGAAGAGGAUUAAACAGCAGUUUAGGGUUGGUUACUGUCGAUUUGCACUUAAUCUUGUGUGGGUUAAGUGGAUGGAUUGAUUGCCAGUUCGUCUAACGUCCAAUUCCCCUUCUUAGAGACGCCUUUAUGUACAUGCCGCAGCUCCCCCUUGUGUCCAGAUUUAAUUACUGCUUCCCGAAUGCAAUGCACAUCUCUUUUCUAUUCUGAGUUUGUUUGAUUUGUUUUCAGCGAAAGGUUUCUUAUAAAAACUGAAAUGAGGCGGCCAAAACUUAAAGAAAAAGGGAAAAUGCAGAAGAGAUAGACCCUCCCAUUGGUUCCAUCAAAGGAUCUGUACUUAUUUUGUACAUGUAUAGUAUUUCGAGAUGUUUUUAAUUAUUUUGGAUGUUGAAAUAAAGCAUGUUUAUGUGGUCAACUGGAUGCUGGAUAUGUUAUCUUCUUGCCAUGGCCUCAAUGCCUUUCUCUAAGCACCAAUUAAACAAACUAUCAUGCUUUCA
This is a messenger RNA of Danio rerio (zebrafish), 5706 nucleotides long. The record is from RefSeq and is a predicted model, not a curated record. Lineage: Eukaryota; Metazoa; Chordata; Actinopteri; Cypriniformes; Danionidae.